AUGCCCCCUCGAUGUGUAGCGACCAAGUGUUUGAUCGCAACUACCAGCGAGGGUGGUGGACUAUCUCACAAUUAUACCUACCAGAGAAGUCCGCAUGCUGUGUUCAAAGAUACCUUGAUCUCUGCGACGUGCUCGGACCCCGAAUCAUGGUUCUUCGUGUUCGAGAUGCUUGACGGCAAAUUCACUUUUCACGUCGGCGCACGCAUACCAACAGCACUUCGACAGUUGCAAGUUUACACUGGUUGGGGAGUCGGAGAGGGACCCGGGUGUAGCUUCCACAACAUCAUCAACUCGAUACGCUUUCCUAUAACUCCCACCGAAUGCAGUGCGCGGCUGUCGAGUUUGAUCUGCUGCGGUGUUGUGUUGCGACGUUGGGAGGUCCUCGCCCUGUUGACAUACGAUAUUGCGGAGCAAGCGGAGCACGUUGAGGACGGACCAGAGAUUGUGACGUCAGAAUACCAGCCAGCUGCGCAUGCGCUGAAGCCUAAUAAGCAUGUCGUGCAACUCCGCUUGACUCGACAAGUUGACUUCGGCGGCCUUGGAGCUUUCUUGAGUGGUCAAGCCUCCUGGUCACAUGAAUGCAUUGACACUAUCUUCAACAACCACAUGCGUGAGGGACCAUCUCGUCAAUACACGCAGAUCAAGAAGUCUUUCUUCCAGCGCGAUGAGCAGCGCUUCGAUCUUGGAGGCGGUGUUGAGGCUUUCAGGGGCGUCUUCGAUUCUCUUCAACUUACUUUCUUUCUCAACAACUUCAUGCGCGAGGGACGAUCUCGUCAGUACACGCAGAUCAAGAAGUCUCUCUUCCAGCGCGGUGAGCAGCGCUUCGGGAAUUUGAAAUUGACAGCGGAAGAGUCGGAGUCGUCGAAGGACCAACUUUCAACAGAGGGCAAACUUAACGGGGCACGGAUGUCUGGGGAUCACGGUAGAUGA
This is a messenger RNA of Boeremia exigua, 930 nucleotides long. RefSeq lists its product as uncharacterized. Bases 1 to 930 code for a protein of 309 amino acids. The record is from RefSeq and is a predicted model, not a curated record. Lineage: Eukaryota; Fungi; Ascomycota; Dothideomycetes; Pleosporales; Didymellaceae. The transcript has 4 exons.